AUGGCAUCGAAACAAGAAUUAGAUAAAAAACAAUUAGAAGAACAAGUUCGAUUGAAAAAAAUUGCUGAUUCUCAUCUUGAAGAAGAAUAUGAAUAUGUGACAGAACCACCCGAUGGUGGAUUCGGUUGGGUUAUUGCAAUUGCAGCAAUGUUAUGUAAUCUUGUAUGUGAUGGUACUCUAUUCGCUUUUGGUACGAUGAAAGUGUAUCUUCAACAACAUUUUGGGUGUUCGGAUAUGGUUAUUCUAAUGGUUGGUUCUGUUCCUUGCGGUGUUUAUUUAUUAGUGGGUCCGAUUGUAUCGGGUCUAGCAAAUAGAUACGGAUGCCGACCAAUUAUUAUUAUUGGUAGUAUUGGCGCAGCAGCUUGUAUGGUAUUAUCGACUUUUUCACCUAACGUUGGAGCGAUGAUUAUUAUCUAUGGUAUAUUUGGUGGUGUCUUUUUCGGCAUGGUUUAUUUGCCAUCGGUAGUAAUGGUAUCGUUUUAUUUUGAUAAAAAACGAGCAAUUGCUAACGGUUUGGUAACUGCAGGUACAGGUCUUGGUGCUCUAUCGUUUGGUCCACUAGCUAAUUAUUUGAUGAAAAUAUAUGGUUGGCAAGCGGGUAUAAGGAUAUUUGCUGCAAUCAUGCUAACAUGUAUUGGAUUCGGAUCAAUUAUGCGACCAUUACAACCUACAAAAAGACUAAUUAAACGUGAGCCUGAAUCAGAAAUUUCUGAUAUGAAAAAUUCGAAGGAUGAAAAACAGAAAACUGUACCUUCAGAAGCAGCAGGCGAAACGAAUGUUCCAUUAUUAUCAGCAGGUAAUGCAUCACCACGUAUUAAUAAUUCAACAGCUGUAUCAGGUAGCGAUAUUCCUCCUGUUGCCACGCUUGGAACAUCGUCAAGUCCAACCGUUGGGUCGUUACGUGUUCGAUCAUUAUCAUCUUCAAGUCGUGUGUCUGCUACUAGCGGUGGACAUCUUCCACAUGGUGUUGCCAAUCCUGAAGAUGCUUCUCGGCCGUUCUAUAAAAAAGAUGUUCUAUUUACUGGAUCGAAAUCUCAACUUCAUCAUUUAUCACAUACAUCAUUACAUAAUAGCAAUCCCUAUGUAGCAUCAGUAACAAAUAUUCCAGCUUUAGUAGAUGAAGAACAAAAGAAAGAUUCUGCAGUGAAAGCAUUUGCUGAUAUACUUAGAACAAUGACUGACUUUUCAAUAUUAAAGAAUAAACAAUUAUUAUUAAUUUGUAUUGGAAAUAUAUUUUCUAUGCUUGGCUAUUAUUUACCAAUAAUGUGUCUUGUUUCAUAUGCAUCUGAAGAUCAUAAAGUUGAUCUAACAAAAGCUUCGUUUUUAUUAACAAUCUUCGGAGCUUUUAAUACAUUGGGUCGAUUUGCUGGUGGACCUAUUGCUAUGAUACCACAUUUAAGUGCAUUACGUGUUCAUAAUGCACUUUUAUUUACUGCUGGUGUUUUAACAGUUUUAGCUGCUUAUACAUACAACUUUACAUCAUGUGCUGUUUAUGCUGCUCUAUGCGGGUUCGCUAUUGCACCACAUAUGUCUUUAUUACCGAGUGUCAUUUGUGAUUGUGUGGGUCUUGAGCGAUAUACAACAGCAUUUGGUGUUCUAUUUUUAUUUCGUGGUGUAACAUCAAUUAUUGGUCCUCCUGCUGCUGGUUUUCUUAAAGAUUAUACUAAAAAAUAUGAUCUAGCAUUUGUGAUUGGUGGAGCAAUGAUAAUAAUCGCUUCAUUCUUUCAUAUGUGUAUUGUAUGUGUUAAACCCGAUCAAGAAGUUGACACAGUUGAAAGCAAGAACAAUGAAGAAGCUACACAAAAAAAUAAACUUGAUGUUUGA
Messenger RNA from Rotaria socialis, 1824 nucleotides. NCBI's taxonomy places the organism in Eukaryota, Metazoa, Rotifera, Eurotatoria, Philodinida, Philodinidae. The record is from the annotation of a GenBank genome assembly.